AUGGAAAGUGCAACGUGUACGGCGACACUAAUAGACGUCGUUCGGUUCAGUGUGAGUCGGGUAGUUCACGACAUCAGUGAUUCUUUUCAGAAAUGCGACAAAGUCGAGAUCCUCGAUUCAUCAGAGCGAGCUAUUCACACGUUAGGGAAAGUGUUAGUCUUAACGCGUUGGAUAGGUCGGAACAAAGUGAUUCAAGACAUCGACCAUUUCAAUACUGCUUGUCUUCAAUCGAUCAUAGCACUUCAUUCGUUAGUCAAAGUCUUUGUUUUGAUGAAUAGAAAGAGUGUAGCCUUACGAGUUGCAUUCCCAGAAAUCCCUUCAGCACUGCAAGUCCUUCUCACUGCCAAUUUUGAAUUACCAACCAUCCCAAAACAAGUCCCAAAUUAUUAUAACAUUAAAAAGACGGUGGAAAGGUUCUUGUGGGGGGUCUACUAUACACACAACAGUCUCAUUAAAUGCUCCAAAUUUGAUAUAGUGUGUGGGAUGAUGUAUAUCAAAGUCGACCAAAACUUCGAGUGUUGGAUCACGGUCGACAACCAAGACGCUAUUUACACAAAAACUGACGUCUUCUGGAGAAUCGUCUCCGUCAAUUUCUAUAUCCCACAUGUUAUUAAAACAGACGAAAAAACAAUCGCUCACUUGAACGAAGUGCUCAAACAGAAGACGGAAUGCUUGAAAACACCAUUUCCGGGGUUAAUCAAUUACUUUUUAUAUACCGCAAAGAACAUGCAUUUCCAACAUUUGUGUCUGGAAGCAGACAGUACAAGGACAAAAGAAUUCUUCCCCAAUUUAGUAGCGAAGAUCUCGAAUGGAAUGAACGAGAAGACGUUGACCAUCCAUUACUGGAAUAAUGAGAUUUAUGUCAAAUACAACUUCGAUGUCAAGAAUAACAAACUGCAGAUCACACACUCGCCACUCUUGAGCACAGACUAUUUCGACGUCUCGUUGCCACUUCCACAACAAAUCACAAAAUUGGCGAAAGCGACUGUCGGGAUGUUAUGCCUCAAAUUAUCAAAGCAGUUGGUACCGUUCGAAGGGAAGAACAAAGCACGAACAACUUUUCAUAUAUCGAUGUAUACGGGGAAGAUCAAUAUUAACACACCAUAUUUACCAAAACCACUGGUGGAACAUUAUAAUAUACUUGUCAGUCGGAAACCAACGGCAGACUUCACAGCACUUCUUGUCGAUUUACAUACACAAAUUAAAUACGCGCAGAUCUAUACCAUCGCCAAAACAUAUUUCAAAGGGUACCCAAUAUUAAGAUGCGACGAUGACACAUAUAACAUCAUUAAAACACACAUCGGAAAAUUCGAGAAGAUCAGAGGCGAAUAUUUGGUGCCAAAACAUAACAUAGCAAAUGCAGCAAAUUUCGAGAUCUGUGGCUUCCCGUUUCUCGUGAAGAUGUCCGACUCGAGAUUUGUGACAUUGGCGAUCACAAAGAAGUACGACGAAGUGUCUAAAAAGGAUGAGGACACUAUUAUAUGGAUCGUACUCAAAGAUGGCGCACUGAAUUAUAGUUAUUGUUCUAAAGACGUUUUCGUGCCAACGUCGACAUCGACGUGCAUUUCGAAAAUCGAUAAAUUCUGUGACUGUUCGGAUUUGGAGUGUAAAAAAUGUGUUAAUACGGACAACUUCAAAACUCGAUUUGAGGAACAAUUCAAAGCCGAGAAUUUCACACAAUUGAAUAUUGGCGGGCCGGAGAUCUGUUUGGAGUGUCGGUACCUCCCCUACUUGAUAUAUCUUGAGCAGAUAACUGAGGUCCAAAAUUAUACGAUUAAUGUGUCGUUCAAGCCAUUCAAAGACAAUUUAAACGUUUUGUUAGUGAAAGGGAAUAGUGUUGAGUAUGUCAAACAGAAAUUCCGAUUUACAAUAUCGCCCAAUGAAUUUGAGAAUCCGCCACGAGUGUUAUUAGACAAAGUAGUUGUGUUUAUUCACGUGUUAAUGUUAGUUGAUCAUUUGAAUGAAAAUGUCACUUCGUUUACGGAGAACAGCGUGACUGUGUCGAACAGUUUUGUCAUUAAAGUGACUUCUUCAUUGAUAGAUACGAUGGUUCUAACAUUUAGUUUAACACAACCGUAUGCGGGAUUGUCGAAUAUGUUCUCUUUUGUAUUCUUCCCCGAGAACACACCAACUGCACUAGUUCCAUUGAGUAAAAAGGCGUUGUUCUUCACAUCUUUGAAGACCGUUGCAAAUUGUAUUAACCAGAUUUUGCAGCUUUUUUACAACGCAAAUCGGUCGUGUCUGUCAAUCACCAUUUCUCAUCUCAAUUUCUUGACAAUUUGUCUCUCACAAACGAGUGCUGUGGUCACCGAGAGUAAUGUGACUGCCAUCUUCUCUUAUAAUAUAUCUACGGGAAAUAAGAGUGCGACAUUUCUCUAUAAGAGUGCGGGGUUCUUCAAUUUGUGUCCGUCUGAAUUGUUCACAAAGACGUUUGAGAACAAAAAGAUCUUCCCGUCAGUUUUUAAUAUGACGGAGUUACUUGCGCACUUGAAGAAUCUCGUCAACUUUCUUCACACGUUUUUGUUUGUCGAGUUUGUGUGUUCGGACAGAGAGAUGAAGAACAUGAUGAUACACUUGAGACACGACUUGGUCUUCGAAAUACCAAAAAACUUCAUGGAAACCGUCUCCACGAGUUUAACACAACAACCUCACCCCGAUUUACUUACAAAGUACUUCAAUAAUAGGUUCUCAAACCCAUUCAAAAGUGGCCAAUUCGUGAUGGCAAGACAACUUGUGAUAUUCAUGCAAAGCAAAGUCAAGUUGAUUAGGGCGUUUGAACCCCUCUUCAACUUCUGUUUACUCUCACAGAACACUCCAAAGAACAUCUUCGACUUCUCUAUUGAUGAGUCAACGCCUCAUGUCCUCUUUUCUGUGAAGAAAUUUAAAACACUCAACGAACUCAACUCGGACCUCUUCGACUUCAGAAUCAUGUUUAAAUGCACACCUCCUCAUCAAUUCCAAUUGGAAGGAUUCCAACCACAAACGGAAAACACCAGAACCCUCUUCGAGAAGAUCCAAAUGAAGAGAAUCGACAACAUUAAACAGGUCGUGGAAAUUAUUGGGGAGAACAUCAACUAA
This is a messenger RNA of Entamoeba invadens IP1, 3078 nucleotides long. RefSeq lists its product as hypothetical. The transcript has 4 exons. Bases 1 to 3078 code for a protein of 1025 amino acids. Gene Ontology annotation, biological process: regulation of transcription by RNA polymerase II. The record is from RefSeq and is a predicted model, not a curated record. Lineage: Eukaryota; Evosea; Mastigamoebida; Endamoebidae. Gene Ontology annotation, molecular function: transcription coregulator activity. Gene Ontology annotation, cellular component: mediator complex.